UAAGUUUGCUUAGAUUGAUGAUUUCAAAUUCUUUAGUGAUUAGAAAAGUGCCAUCUUGAACAUAGUAUUGCACUCGACCCGCGCGGUCCCGGUCAGUUUCGUGCAUCCAAUAUGGCUGGUCGAGGUGGUUACGAAGAUUCAAGAGAUUAUGGAGGUGGAUAUAGAAGUGGCAGAAAGCCAUUACCAACAGAACCUCCUUAUACUGCAUUUGUGGGAAAUUUACCAAAUGGAAUUGUACAAGGAGAUGUUGAUAAAAUCUUCAAAAAACUUAAUGUUAAAGGAAUCAGAUUGGUUAAAGAUAAAGAAACUGAUAGGUUUAAGGGUUUUUGUUAUGUUGAAUUUGAAGAUUUAGCAGACUUAGAAGCUGCAUUGGAAAUGGAUGGAGCAGUAGAAGUAGAUAAAAGUGUUAUUAAAAUAGAUGUAGCGGAGGGCAAGAGAAAUGAUCGCGGUGGUUUCGAUAGGAGAGGGCGGAGUGGAGGUAGCAGUGGAGGCUUUAGAGGGAGAGAUGGAGGCCGUGGAGGAUAUGGUGAUGAUUUUGGAAGCAAAUCUAUGUAUUCUAGAGGUUAUGUAGGUCAAGGUCAGAGUCACGGUGGAAGACAAGGUAGUACAUGGGAUAUGAGAAGUAACCGGGGUAACUACAGUCAAUUUAAUGAUGAUACAGGAGGUGGAAGUCGAGAAUGGUCGCGUAACGCUUCGUCUAGAUCAUACGGUAAUAGACCAGCUUCACGUGGAACUGGAACUGAACGAAAACCAUUUCAUGAUGAACCAUUUCACAAAGAUCCACCUCCAGCUGAUACAACUGGAAGGAAACGUCUGGUACUAGCACCAAGAACAAUUCAGGAUCCCAUAAAUGCAAUUGCAGAAUCAAGUAAAUCAAGUUCAAUUUAUGGUGGCGCAAAACCUCGGGAGGAAAAAAUUAAUACAGAUGACAAGUAAACAUAUUAUCAUUACUAGUUUCUGAUUCCCUAAAUUUCAGGGAAAGGAACUUUCCCAACAAAAACAUUUGGAAACCAAUACAAGAUCCCUUAGUUUCCUCAAAUGUAGUGGGAAGAAUCUCUUCAGAGAUGAGAAAUUGUAAUAAUUUUUAUUUACCCCUAAGGGGAGUCUUCCCCAUAAUGAUGAAAAGUGAUUUAAUGAGAUUCUUAAGUUCUACGUAUUUGGCAUUUUUAAUUAAGAAUAAAAUUUUUUCAUCUAGUGCCCUAUCUAUUUACACUAACUCUUUAGUUUAAAAAAAUGUAAUAAUAAAUUGGGAACUUAAAGUAAAAAUUGUGUGCACCAUGCAUGCUCGAGUAAUAUUGGUUAUGUGUAAUUAUAUGUAUAUACAUAUGACCAAUCGUAUCAUAUAUGUAUAUAUAUAUAUAUGUACACACGUGCGCGCACACACAGACUUGAAUUAUUUGUGUAUAUAUAUAUAUAUAUAUAUAUACACGCGAUAAUGAUGUGAUACGGAAAAGUACAUUUUAAUGUUCACGUCAAUUUCAUGUUGGGUGUUGUAUCAGUUUAUAAUAAUAUUAAUGGUAUGUGUACAAACUAUUAUAAAUAUAUACUAUCACCAUACAUAUAUUUGAUUCCGUAAAAACUGAUCUUCUAAUAAUAUAGUACUCAAAUAAUCUUUGUUUUAAAGAGUACAAAAUAUUGUCCGUCUUUUCAUUUCCUUCCUUAUAAUUUUUAUGUUUCAUUUUAAUACCAAUCAUUGUAUCUGCUUAUUGAGAUGAUUUAUAAAUAAUUGUUUAAUAUUGAAACUCGAUUUGAUUAAAAAUAUUAAACAUUUAUUUAUGCGCUUGUGAAAUAAUGACAAAUAAUUAUAAAACAUAAAAAAUAUUUGAGUGAUUGAAAAAAAUUAUACAUCACUAAAUAAUAUGAGGAUAAUGUGCCGAUUAUUACGCAUUAAUAUUGUGUAAUGAAUUAAUUUACUAUGCUAGUAAUAAAUGUCAAUCAUUUGAAAAAAAUAUCGAUAAUUAUGAGAUAAAUAAAGAAAAACUUAUGAUAAAACUUAAUGAUAAAUAUAUUAUAUAAAACUAUGCUUGUAUAUGAUAUUAUUUCCUGAAUAAAGUAGUCGUUUGCCUUGUA
This is a messenger RNA of Apis cerana (Asiatic honeybee), 2070 nucleotides long. It is a transcript of the gene eIF4H1, whose product is annotated as eukaryotic translation initiation factor 4H1. Gene Ontology annotation, molecular function: RNA binding. The record is from RefSeq and is a predicted model, not a curated record. NCBI's taxonomy places the organism in Eukaryota, Metazoa, Arthropoda, Insecta, Hymenoptera, Apidae.